This is a messenger RNA of Chroicocephalus ridibundus (black-headed gull), 2658 nucleotides long. RefSeq names its product trafficking regulator of GLUT4 (SLC2A4) 1 (gene TRARG1). The coding region runs from base 72 to 611 and encodes 179 amino acids. Lineage: Eukaryota; Metazoa; Chordata; Aves; Charadriiformes; Laridae. The transcript is spliced from 3 exons. Gene Ontology annotation, cellular component: membrane. The record is from RefSeq and is a predicted model, not a curated record.
CCCGCGGGGCGGCGAGCCCCCAGCGCAGAGCGGCGGCGGCGGGGCGCGCUCGGUGCCCGCUCCGCCGGGCCAUGGCGAGCGGCGGCGGCGCCGCGCCCGGGGGCUCGGGCUCGGGCUCGGGGUCGGGCACGGCGCUGCCCACCCGCUUCCAGGAGACCGAAAAGCUGCUGGCGCCGACCGAAGGCCGGGAGGAAAAGGGCCUCCGCGGCUCCAAAUCCUUCACGGCCGCGCUGCCCGGCGAGGCGGAGCGCAACGGGCACGGGCUCGCCUACAAGUCGGUGUCGGUCGGGCACCUGGAGGCGGCCCCGCUCUCGCCGUCCCGGCUCAGCCUGGGCAGAGCCUCCUCCACGGCCACCAGCACGGCGGCGCCGGAGCAGGGCCGCCCGCGGGACUACCUGGUGCUCGCCAUCUUCUCCUGCUUCUGCCCCGUCUGGCCCAUCAACGUCGUGGCCCUCGUCUUCUCCAUCAUGUCGAGGAACAGCGGGCAGCAAGGGGACAUGGACGGAGCCCGGCGACUCGGACGCAUGGCCAGGCUGCUCAGCAUCGUCUCCAUCGUCCUGGGGACCAUCAUCAUCGUGCUCUACAUUUCACUCAGCUUCAGAGUUUCCUAGAAGACAUCUCAGCAUGCAAAUACCUCGAAGAGGAGGAAGACAACUUUCCUUUUGGGGUUUUUACUUUCAGCCUUGCAACAAAAAAUUGUCACAGUGUAGGUGGGCAGCCCUAGACAGCCUGCUCUGGAGCGCCGUCGGAAGGAACGCAUGCUUCUACUUCACCGCCUCUUGGAAAUGAGUUUGUACAAGUGAUGGGAUAAAAAAAGAUCGCAAGAAGGAAUGGGAAUGAACAUCGGACACCAAGCGGAGAGGAGAAAGGGGAAAUCCACUACCUCAUUCCCCUCCAGCAGAACUCACGGAGUGGGGAGACCACUAAAGUACAAGCGGAGGAGAGAGUUUCAAGAACGAAGCUUAUUUUAAAAGAAAAAUUUAAGGCGAGAACAGGACAUUUCGAAGAAUCCUCCUAAGAAUUUUGGCACAAGUCACUGAAUUUUUGGGGGGUUGUUGGUUUUUAAAUCGUCAAAUUCUCUGUCUCUACAAAAAAACAAAAAACAAAAAACAAAACAACAAAACAACAAAGCUCAAACUGCCGUCAGGAGCUGAGAGCUGUUCCACGGAGGAGAAGGAGAGCAGAGCUGCAGCGGGACCACGGCUCUGCUCCGAACGAAACGCAGCCGCAAAAGCUGGAGGAUGUGGUGGGUUCUUUUGUAUUUUUGAUGAAAAAAAAAAAAAAAAAAGAGACAAUGACCAUUUGCAUGCCUUUGGGAAUGUUCUCCAUGUCUGUUCCUACGAGCUCUUUUAUCACUUAGGGCAGAUUCAGAGCUGGCAGAGCGGGAUGUUGCUGCAUGAGAACGCCAGGCUCCUCCUCGCCCGCAUCCCAUGGUGGGGUUUUUAAUGGAAGGAAAAAUAACGCUUUCUCUGUGAAACCACCCAUUUCUCUCUCUGCGCACCCAAAGGGAGGUUAACACUCGUGGCGCUGAGAAAAGAGCCUGGUUAAUCCGUAGCAGCAGUUCCAAGGCACGGAGAGCCCGUCCUACCCACUCACGCGUGUAUGUCACGUCACGUCCAUCACACAAAAGCUUCAGCAUGAUCCAGCCCCCGCCGCUGUCAGUCCUCCUCUCCCCGACCCUUUUGGGCAUCAGCUUAGGGCUUUCCAGGAGAUUUCCAGAGGCACUGAAGAGUUUAAGAUCCCGGCUCCUGUCCCUGCACCCCUCACCUGCUCUUCUGCAUCUCUGGAAAUCUCCAGCAUCCCCGGGGCUGGCUGGGGUCAGUUCCACCGGCAGUAUUAUUUUGUAAGGUUUUAUAUUUAACAUAACAAGAAAAUAGACUUUGCUCCUCCCGAUCUGCGUAUACGUACACCGCGCCUCGCCACGUCUUCCACAAUACGCGGCUCCUCGUCCGUUCCCCCGCAGGAUCCGAUCCCAACGCGCUCCCUCCAACCCCAUCGCUUCUUCUUCCCCCUCACCCUGUCCUUGCCGCGGGUUGUUACUGGGGUUGGUCCUCUCUCCGGCCACACCAGACUAUGCAAAGUUUCAUCGCCUGUUAUUUUAUUCAGGCUUCGUAGAUGGCUUCUGGCCAUAUCCAUUGGCUCCGUAUUAGCUGAGCCUCCCUCUUUUAUCAAAACUUUGCAGGCACAAGUGCGUGGCCAAGAGCUGCAUUCCCCGGCCUUUCUGUUGUCUCCAGCUGGCAGCCUGGCACCUAGAAAUACGGACCGCGCUGAGAAAUAGGGUGUUUCAGGGCACUUCUGCUCCCCACCAUCAAUAUCCUGGGGAAAAAAAAAAAAACAAACAAACCCAAACCUUAGACCAAAUCUAAUGCUUCCGAGGGUUUGUCUACGCGCAGAAUCUAUCGGGCACCGUAAAAAGCUUCACAAGGUGGUCACUGCUCGGCACUAACUUCUUCUUUGGGGCAUGUGUGCGCACGUGGGGUUGGCACAGGGCAGGGGCCCACUGGAAAUCCACGCGGUAGCGGAUUUACUCACGGGCAAAGCUGUGAAAAUUCUCUCGUCACCUGGUUGAUCGCUCCCCUUUAAAAGGGUUCGCUUUUGCUAGGUGUUACUUGAAUCCAGGGGGUAAGAAAGCCAAAUCCCCUGGACACGCCGUUAACG